Aspergillus homomorphus CBS 101889 is the source of this 3174-nucleotide messenger RNA. Its product is annotated as putative DUF221 domain protein. Gene Ontology annotation, molecular function: calcium-activated cation channel activity. The transcript is spliced from 4 exons. Lineage: Eukaryota; Fungi; Ascomycota; Eurotiomycetes; Eurotiales; Aspergillaceae. Bases 273 to 2780 code for a protein of 835 amino acids. Gene Ontology annotation, cellular component: plasma membrane. The record is from RefSeq and is a predicted model, not a curated record.
GGCCAAAAUCGCCUAUUUAGCGCAGAGAUUGCGGUGUAGGGCCCUUAUUCUGGAUGUCGCCUGAUGUGGGUUUAUAUUCUUUUGCUUAUCACUUCACGACAACCUCGAGCCUGUGACGCUGUGUACAACGUGUAAUCUGCCCCCUGACGUCAGUUGUGUUUCGAGCUGCGCAUUCUGCCCCGGCCAUAGAGGUCCGCGUGCCCAUAUGCUUUGAUAACCCGAGACAUCCGCCAAAACGCACCCAAAGCGCAAACCACGAUCAUACCGGAGUCAUGUCGCUCACGCAAUCUGCUGCGGCUGCUAUGCUGACCGUGGUCGAUGCGCCCGACGUACAUGAGCCGAGAUGGGAAGAUCAAACGAAUCCCCGCGAUCUUGUCACUCAAUUUGUUAUUAGCCUGACCAUCGGUCUGGGCGCUUUUCUUGCCUUUUGUGUUCUGCGACCGAAAUGGACCGAGCUUUACGCCGCACGGAGACGACAGCGCUGCGCGGCUUCCCACUUACCAGAACUUCCUGAUAGCUUCUUUGGCUGGAUACCUGUCCUGUAUCGGAUCACUGAGGAGCAGGUGUUGGAGUCGGCAGGCUUGGAUGCAUUUGUUUUCUUGACCUUCCUCCGAUUCGCAAUCCGGUUUCUCUCCGCCGUAUUUGUUUUCGCAUUGGUCAUUAUCCUGCCUAUGCACUACAGGAAUACCGGUAAAUCCGGGAUCCCGGGUUGGGACGAUGAUGACGAGACUAUUGACACUUUCGGCGGUGAUAAAGAUAAGAAGAAGAUCAUAUCAGACCCGAAUUACUUGUGGAUGUAUGUGGUGUUCACGUACAUCUUUACUGGCCUCGCCGUCUAUAUGCUCGUUCAGGACACGAAUAAGGUCAUUCGCAUUAGGCAGCAAUAUCUCGGGAGUCAAACAAGCACCACCGACAGGACGAUCCGCCUGUCUGGCAUUCCCCCUGAUAUGGGGUCUGAGGAGAAAAUCCGAGAAUUCAUGGAAGGCCUACGCGUAGGCAAAGUGGAAAGCGUGACUCUGUGCAAAGACUGGCGCGAAUUGGACCGUCUAAUCGAUGAACGACUCAAUAUCCUCCGAAAUCUGGAGUGGGCAUGGACAAAACAUCUCGGUUACAAGCGCGUCAAAUCCAACGCAAAUCGGUUGUCACUUCUACAUCAACAUGCGCGUGGAUCGAGCAUCGUCUCCGAUGACGAUAGUGAACGCAUACAGCUCCUUUCUGAUAGCGUGCAAGCUCAUGUUUCUGACUAUGCCCACAAGCGACCGACUACCCGCAUCUGGUAUGGACCAUUCAAGCUGCGCUACCGGAACGUGGAUGCGAUCGACUACUACGAAGAAAAGCUGCGGAGGAUAGAUGAGCAGAUCCAGCUUGCACGUCAAAAGGAGUAUCCUCCUACUGAAAUUGCCUUCGUCACAAUGGAAUCUAUUGCCGCAUCGCAGAUGGUUGUUCAGGCCAUCCUUGAUCCACAACCAAUGCAGCUUCUUGCUCGGUUGGCACCGGCGCCUGCUGAUGUUGUAUGGAAGAAUACUUAUCUCCCUCGCUCGAGACGCAUGAUGCAAUCCUGGUCCGUUACGGUUGUCAUUGCUUUCCUGACUAUUUUCUGGUCUGUUCUUUUGAUCCCUGUCGCCUACCUGCUCGAGUACGAGACUCUUCAUAAGGUGUUCCCUCAGCUGGCGGAUGCGUUGACGCGAAACCCUCUUGCCAAGUCCUUGGUCCAAACCGGUCUUCCGACUUUGGUCCUCUCGUUGCUCACCGUCGCAGUGCCGUACCUCUAUAAUUGGCUCUCACAUCAACAAGGCAUGAUGUCACGCGGUGAUAUUGAACUAUCUGUCAUCUCCAAGACCUUCUUCUUCUCCUUCUUCAACCUGUUUCUUGUUUUCACAGUGUUCGGAACUGCAACAACAUUCUAUGGUUUCUGGGAAAAUCUCAGAGAUGCAUUCAAGGACGCUACCACAAUUGCCUUUGCCCUUGCCAAAACACUUGAGAACUUUGCCCCGUUCUAUAUCAACUUCUUGUGUCUACAAGGCAUAGGGUUGUUUCCAUUUCGACUUCUGGAAUUCGGUAGCGUGGCGAUGUAUCCCAUUUACUUCCUCACAGCGAAGACACCGCGCGACUACGCUGAGCUAAACACGCCCCCUAUGUUCAGCUACGGAUACUCUAUCCCACAGACUGUUCUUAUUUUGAUUAUCUGUGUGGUGUAUAGUGUCUUUCCCAGUUCAUGGUUGAUCUGUCUCUUCGGUCUGAUAUAUUUCACUAUCGGCAAGUUCAUCUACAAGUACCAGCUUCUCUAUGCCAUGGACCAUCAACAACAUUCGACUGGGCGAGCGUGGCCGAUGAUAUGUAGUCGUGUCCUGAUGGGCUUGAUCGUCUUCCAGCUUGCUAUGAUCGGUGUUCUAGCAUUGCGUCGAGCCAUCACCCGCUCUCUGCUCCUUGUUCCGCUUUUGAUGACAACUGUGUGGUUCAGUUAUUUCUUUUCGCGGAACUACGAGCCCCUGAUGAAGUUCAUUGCACUGAAGAGCAUUGACCGUGAACGUCCUGGUGGCGGUGAUAUUUCGCCUUCUCCAUCGUCGACCUUCUCACCGCCAUCUGGUCUUGAGCGUGACGCCUUCCCGAUCCGAAUUGGUGGUCAGGAAUUAGGACUAAGGCUCAAGAAAUACGUCAACCCAAGUCUCAUCCUGCCUCUUCAUGACGCUUGGCUUCCGGGCCACAGUACAGCCCCGGGAUACCAGGAAGGCCCCAGCUUCCAUGAGUCGUCGAAUGUUGCAGCCGACGAUUCGGUCUGAGCCUCUGCAGGCGACACCGUUCUGGCAGCAUACCUACUCUUACGCCUUAUCUACUGCACAUAGCACAUAUAAUACUGUCUACACGUCUCUGUUCUCACAACACAAUUGCGACUGAUGUCUCAUUCCUAUUCGUGUGGAUGACUUUUUAUGAUCUACGACGCUACGCCUACGAUAUAAUGGAGAUCGCUAUGUCUCUCACCUCGGGCCUCUAUGUAAUCUGUAUCAAUGGUGCCUUUACAUAUAUAGUUGGGGGUGAUCUGUUUAUCAGCAUAUCUUGUGGUUCAUGCACUUGGUUAUCUUGUUUCAUUAAUACCAGGGACUGUUUCACGUUGGUUCUUGUUCGACUAUUAGAAUGGGGCUGUACUAAUCUGUAACACUAUCGAUGAGAUUUGAG